Messenger RNA from Aphis gossypii (cotton aphid), 1809 nucleotides. RefSeq lists its product as uncharacterized. The record is from RefSeq and is a predicted model, not a curated record. The transcript is spliced from 4 exons. Gene Ontology annotation, biological process: DNA integration. Gene Ontology annotation, molecular function: nucleic acid binding. The coding region runs from base 1 to 1809 and encodes 602 amino acids. NCBI's taxonomy places the organism in Eukaryota, Metazoa, Arthropoda, Insecta, Hemiptera, Aphididae.
AUGUUAUCGGUUGAUGCUUCACAGUUUGGAGUAGGAGCGGUUCUACUUCAGAAUAAUUUACCAGUUGCUUAUGCAUCGAAAUCGUUAACAGAGGUACAGUCUAGAUGGGCUCAAAUUGAGAAAGAGACAUAUGCAAUAGUUUGGGGUUGUGAGCGGUUCCAUCAAUUUAUUUAUGGUAGGAAAAUAAUUAUUGAAAGCGAUCAUAAACCAUUAGAGUACAUAUUUAAGAAGCCAUUGAUAGAUACACCUAUGAGGUUGCAGAGAAUGAGAAUUAGACUUCAAAUGUAUGAAUUUAGUAUAAAAUUUAAAAAAGGUGCUCUGAUGUACAUAGCAGACACACUUUCAAGAGCAUUUAUGGAGGAUUUGGAGGAAGAAAAUGAUAUUUUAAAGGUAGCAGAAAUUGAAAUUCAAAGCACUUUAGAACAUUUGCCUAUGUCAUCCGAAAAAUUGGUUGAAUAUGUCAAAGAGACGGACAAGGAUAAAGACUUAGGAGUAGUUAAAAAAUGGGUGGUAACAGGUUGGCCAUGCUAUAAUAAAAUACCAGACAAUUUAAAAGGGUAUUGGAAUGUGCGAAACUCAUUGAUAAUUAGCAAUGGGCUAUUGUUAAAAGAUAAUAAAAUAGUGGUACCAUCAUCUUUGCAAAAAGAAGUUUUAAAUAAAAUACACUAUAAUCACCUAGGGAUGCAAAAGUGCAAAUUGAGAGCUAGAGGAGCAGUUUAUUGGCCAAACAUAAAUAAAGAUAUUGAGUUAAAGGUGAAAAGUUGUGAACUGUGUGCAAAAUAUCAAUGCUCAAAAAGUAAAGAGUUUAUGAGACCAAGUGAAACUCCAGAUGAUAAUUGGCAGAUUGUGGGUAUAGAUAUAUUUCAUAUAAAUAAUAAGAAUUUUCUAUUAGUAAUAGAUUAUUUUUCAAAAUAUGUAGAGAUAGCAUGGUUAAAGAAAAUUGAUUCAGACCAUGUGAUAUCAGAGUUGGUCCCUAUAUUUGCAAGGUUUGGGAUUCCAAAUAUUUUGAGAUCAGAUGGGGGCAGACAAUUCACAUCAGAACAGUUCAAACGGUUUGCUAAGGAUUUGGACAUGGAAUUGGUAAAUUCCUCUCCGGUAUAUGCGCAAUCUAAUGGAAUGGUGGAGAGGGCCAUACAAACAGUAAAAAAAAUGUUAAGUGAAGCUUUAGAAGAUGGUCUGGAUUGGAAUAAAUGUUUAAUGGAGUAUAGAAACACUCCAAUUAGUGAACUUGUUCCGGCUCCAGCGGAGAUGCUAUUUAAAAGAAAGGUAAAAUCAUUAAUUCCCAGUAUGGACAAAUCUAAGGUCAAGGGUAAUAUUCAAAUAAAAAAAGAAUUAGUUAGGAGAUCAGAGAAACAAAAAAAAGUGUAUGACAAAACAGCAAGGAAAGGUGAACAGUUUGAGGUAGGUGAUACAGUGUGGAUACAAAUAAGAAAUGACAACAAAUUCUGGAGUAAAGGUUUAAUUGUAGGGAAAGGAACAAAUUAUAGAAAUUUCAAAGUGGAGUCUAAAGAAGUAGAAGUAGAAUUAUCUAUCGCAUCCCUAUCAAAACCUACCACAAGUAGUCCUCAGAUGAUACAAUUGGAAUUAUCCAACUUAUCAAUUGAACUUCAAAGUCGCACUAUUACAUUGAUGCAAGCUGAACAAUCUAUAAAAAGAUGUUUAAGGGUUAUAACUUCUUUUAAAACUAAUAAUGGUGAUUAUAUGCACCAAGCUAGUUGGAAAAAUCAACUUGGCCUGAUGACCCAGAUAUUCGAUAUGGAGAAGAUGAUAUUAAAUACUCAUGUAAAAGAUUUUACUGGACCAAGAUGA